UCUGAGCUGCGUGCACACAGCCAGGUACCACACGUGGAGAAGGACUUUGUGCCCCGUUCCGCACAGCACCAGCAUGACCGAGCGCAUGAACACCACUGAAAUCUUCGAUGGCGUCCGCUUACCAGGAUUCAUACACACCCCAGAGUCCCUGAAAGCGGCUUGCUCCUUCCAGUUCCAGGACACAGACAUCCUCUUGGUAACAUUCCCCAAAUCAGGUACCACCUGGAUGCAGCAGGUUCUGAGUCUUUUCUUCUGUGAGGGUCACUUGUGGCCCAUUCACAACCUCCCGACCUGGGCCCGCAUGCCCUGGAUAGAGCAAAUCUCCUUCGAUAGCCUCCUUUCCAAGCGGAACACUUCCUGGCCUCGGCUCCUCACCUCCCACCUGAACGCUAAAUGGCUGUCCCCAGCUCUGAUGAAGUCCAAGGCCAAGGUGGUGUACAUGGCCCGGAACCCCAAGGAUGUCCUUGUUUCCUUCUUCCACUUCCACCGAAUAGCCGGCUUCCUGCCCAAUCCCAGCUCCUUUGAGGACUUUGUGGAUGAGUUUCUCGAGGGCACAGGCUUCUUCGGCUCCUGGUUUGACCAUGUGAAGGGGUGGCUGAGUCUGCAGAAGGACCUAAGUUUGCUUUUUGUCACCUAUGAGGAGAUGCACCAGGAACCUCGCUGUACCAUCCGCAAGUUAAGUGAAUUCCUGGGGCGCCCCCUGGGGCCAAAAGAGGAGGAUAUCAUCCUGGAACACAGCAGCUUUUCCUUCAUGAGUCAGAGCAACAUGGUCAACUUCAGCCUGCUGUCCAAGGAGAUCAUAGACCAGAGCGAGAGCAAGUUCCUCAGGAAAGGUGUUGUGGGGAACUGGAAGGAAUAUUUUACUCCUGAGAUGAAUGAGAAGUUCAACGCUGUCUAUCAGUCCAAGAUGGGUGACUCUGGCCUUUGCCUCCCCUGGACCAUGGACUGACCCUUUUGACCCAUCUAGCCUAUUCACAUGGGCCCACCAUGCU
This is a messenger RNA of Mus caroli (Ryukyu mouse), 992 nucleotides long. Its product is annotated as sulfotransferase 2B1-like. The record is from RefSeq and is a predicted model, not a curated record. Gene Ontology annotation, molecular function: sulfotransferase activity. Lineage: Eukaryota; Metazoa; Chordata; Mammalia; Rodentia; Muridae.